AUGUGGGGAGGCCCCACCCUGCAAGCCACGGGGAGAACGCGGCUCCGCGUGACUCAUGUGGCCGGCCACUGUGUCUACUCUUUCGAGAACUGCGAGCCUUUAGCCCCCUCCGCUCCUCGGCAGCGGAGUCGGAACCCAGAGCGCUUCUGCUCUGCGCCCGGCCGCCCGGCAGCCGCGGGAAGCCGGAACGGGUACCAGCCUGGGGGGGGAUGGAGCGGCGCCGGAGGAAGUGAGCUCACCCGGGAAGGAAGGCUAGCAAGGAGCCGGGGCCGCGCGCCUUCCACGCCCCACGCACGGAGUGGGAAGGCCAGGAAGCUGCAAGCUCCCGACCCGCGGCCUCGGCCCUCCAAGGAGGCCCGUUUGCCCAGGGCCGCAGAUGCAGCCGACUCCCUUGGACUUGCACGGUUGGUCCGAGGUGCUCCCUGGGAGCAGGAGUGCCAGGUGUGGCUUUGGUGCUUCCGGCCUGGGGAUGGAGGUUGGAGAUUGGCUUCCCACGGAGACUCCAACUGUCUGGAACCCCAAACCCAAGACCACCAAGAGGGAAAUGCAAAGGAGAACAAGAAACCAUGGAGAGAGGGAGCGGCCUCGGGAAAGAAAAGAAUUAAUUGCCCACCGCUUUUGAAGGGCGUGCGGAAUUUUGCCCCUGAGUUCCCACGACGCAUUCUGACUUUUCUCGAUGUGCUUCCUAGAACCCAUUUUCCUUGUUUUGGGGUUUUGUUUGUUUGUUUUUGGUUUUGUUUUCUUUGCCUGGGAACCGCGCGCUUGCAUACUCCUGCGAGCCGUACCCGUUGGCGGUGGAAGGGGAAAUCAGCAGCCGGCAGGAGACUUGGGUGAGGAAAGAAAACCCUGGCGGCGCCGGGGGGCCAGUCUAAGGCACUCCCCUCGCGGCUACCGCAGGAGCAGGCUGAGCCGCCGCCCGCCGGAGGCUGAGCCCUGGGCUGCUGGCCACGGGGUUGAUCUGGGCCAGAGUGAUCGCACUGCAUUUAUUAACGACCGGAGAGAUUUCUUAAGCCAAAUCCCCAAAGAGAGGGAUCCAAAUGAGUAAAACAGUUGCAGCUCCGGCUCUGGCCAAAGCUGCGAGUCGGAGAAUCCCGCCCGUCGUGGACGGCGUUGCCUGCUUCUCGGGCAUCUGCCGCUUGUAGGACGACGUGAUGCUUGUUUAGGUGGGCUCCUCCGCGCCCUGGGGCCUGCGGUCAAGUGCCGCUGAAAGGUAAUUAUUGGAACUAUUAGACUAUGCUACAACUGGCUGUGGAAAUUGGAAGACACUUCCGGUGUACUUCAGAAAACAUCUCCGCUCUUCUCUCCCGCCGCAGAUUUAGCCUAAGUCUCUCCUGUACUGAUAAUGACACCGCCCUAAAAGCCAUCAGCUGAGUGGACAGAUUCGCCCUUCCUGUAGAACUGAAAACCUCUGUAAGAGUCGCUCGUCGGGCUGAAUGGCAAUCGGUGGAUGCGAUCAGGGGUUGCACACUUUGGUUUCUGGGCUGACUUGUGGCCCUCCUCGUCUUUGCAUUUACAAAACCGGAGCAUUAAAGUGCCGCCUGCGGACCGCGGGCUAUCCUCACCACUGCUUGGUUUCUUCAAGUUUUCAGGG
Onychomys torridus (southern grasshopper mouse) is the source of this 1591-nucleotide messenger RNA. RefSeq lists its product as uncharacterized. Lineage: Eukaryota; Metazoa; Chordata; Mammalia; Rodentia; Cricetidae. The transcript has 4 exons. The record is from RefSeq and is a predicted model, not a curated record. The coding region runs from base 1 to 834 and encodes 277 amino acids.